CAUUGCAACAUUGAUAUAGCUUAUACCGUGGGAAAGAGCAUCAGACUAGGUUCAGGCUGCCAACAGUGCACAGGAUCUAGGUGGUUUGAGCUAAACGGCGAGCUUCUAAAAACAGAUCACGAAAUAAUUUUCUUCUGCCACAAUGAAACGUCCUUGUGAAGAAAGUUCUACAGAUAGUGAUAUUGAUGAAACCAUAGACGUAGGGAGCGAAAAUAUCUACGCAGGGCAAGACAAUAAUGUACUCAUCAGAGCUGGGUCUCCGUCAACAACUUCCCAAAUAAUGGCCAGAAAGAAAAGAAGAGGGAUCAUUGAGAAAAGACGCCGGGAUCGCAUUAAUAACAGCUUGUCAGAGCUUCGCCGACUAGUCCCCACUGCUUUUGAGAAACAGGGAUCAGCAAAGCUAGAGAAAGCGGAAAUACUUCAGAUGACGGUGGACCAUUUAAAGAUGCUUCGGGCGACCGGAGGUAAAGGGUUCUUCGACGCUCACGCUCUCGCCAUGGACUUCAUGAGCAUCGGUUUCCGGGAGUGUUUGGCCGAGGUGGCCCGUUAUCUGAGUUCGGUGGAAGGUCUGGACACCUCGGACCCGCUGCGGCUCCGCCUGGUCUCUCACCUCAACACUUACGCCUCGCAGCGGGAAGCGGCAGUGAUGAGCUCGUCGGUGGCCGCUCACCACCACCAUCACCAGCAGCAGCAGCAGCAGCGGCACCAGCAGCGGCUCCAGCAGCACCAGCAGCAGCACUGGGCCGCCGCCUUCCACCAGCUGCCCUCCGCUUUGCUGCAGCACCACGGCCUCGCCAGCGACCGGCUGCUGGCCACCGCAUCCUCCGAACUGCACCCAGGGCCGUGGCUUGUAACCCACUGCAAGAGGCACCAGUACUGUUAUGAGCAAAUCGACAGCGAUUUUACACGCGAGCUUUCUGCUUUCAAGUAUCCCAAUGUGGACUAUUUUGUGUACGCAAAUUAUAACCAUUCUACUGUAUCUCCCUGAGGAGCUUUGCUCUAAUUGACACUCCCGACAACUUAGCCACCAGAGAGAAAAGAAAUGCCUUUUUAUGCCAUCAACAUCCACCUGAUAAUGGAAUGAAUCAAACCUGGUUGAUUUUGGAUGGAUCUCGCUCGUUCCUUUCGACUGCAACAUGUCUUGCAUACUUUGGCAGGGUACCUUUAUGGAGCAGAGUUUUCCAUUUGAGAUGACCAGUCAAUCUUAAGUAGAAUAACGGAAAUGGAACAAUUCAUUUCAGUUGAAUCGAAAGCCUUUGACAGCUUUUCAAUUUUAUUUUCGCCGUUGGGAUCCUCGAGAGUUUUCUAGUAGGAUUGGGUUCUUUCAAUCGCCGCCAGAAACAUCGUGAUCGAGCAUCUACCAGAAGUGAACAGGAUCUUAGGAACUGAGUGGAGUUCUCCACAGCACCUGCAGCAUCAAAAGCAAUAAUAUCAAGACAGCAUUCUCACACCGCUGUGCCUCAUUCUGAAAUUGCUGAACAGAAUAUAACGUAGAAGUGGCAGCAGCAGUAACUAAUCAGUCCCUAAUUGGACACCAGUCCCUUGCGUGAAGUACAUUUAUGUGCGAACAUCACGAACGGCGACUUUAUCGGAACUGUAUAUUCGCACUGGAUUGGAAGUGGCUUGGUGUUACAAGGUCUGAGCUGAAUUGGACACAUUGAAGUACAAAGGAUUGACUAGUUCAACUUAUGUGUCAAACUGAGUUUAAAACCAAGGGGGCAAAACAACACCUACCGUAGCUGAUGUUAACUUCUUUAAUCAUUCAUCCAUAGCGCAUAUUUCACUUAUCCAAAUCCAAAAUUUGAUUGCCCAGCUUCUAAAUUUAUAACCUUUAUUAAUUAAAUAUUAACUAAACUAAAAUUCGCAUAUUUUCAGAUCCACCACCAUGCAUUGGAAAAAGCAAAUGGGGACGUAUAUAGACACCUUUUCUGAAAGUAAACUCAUAGUCCUAUCUUUACAUGAGUUUACAAACUCUGUCAACUUUGUCUAUUACAAAUAUCAGUCCUAAUAUUUAUCUGUAAUUGACAGCACUGUGCAUUCUGUGGUCCUCUGUUUAUCCAGAGAGAUAGUUAUGGCGCACAGUGAAUAGGGGAGCAGGGGCAAAUUUAUCCCACACCUUUGUGAUUAAUUUUACAUUCUUCACCUUUUUCACCCAGUCUCUCAGAAUACCCAAAAAUGGAUUAUCAUAAUUAAUCAAUCUAAAAGUUUUAAGCUUAAAACAAUAGAAUGGGGAAUCUCUCCAUGCCCUUCUUUGGACUUUAUUUUGUUACCAGAACAGUUAUAUCAUAAUUAACUCAUAAUAACGAAGCACUUGAGUUCAUUCUUUCUGUUGCCUCUUGAAAAUUAAAUCACACUAAUGCAAAUGUGCAUUGAAGUGGAUGGAGAUUAGCCAAUUCAGCAUGAAAAACAGCAAAUGAAUACCAAUGAAAUGGUAUUUUUUCCCAUGGCUGUUGGCAUACUAAAAUAGAAUUCUACAAAUAAAUUUACUUUUGUUGCAUUUUAGUCUCACCUUCCAUGUUUUUUUGUGCUUAGAAUGCUUUUAUUAAAGCUAGAUUAAAGAAAUACAACUCUAUUGCUGCAGAUUAAUUAUUUUGGAGGAGGGGUUUUGCUUAAUUAUUUUCAAAAUGAAAAGUGAAAGCUAUUAUUACAAUAUUAAUAUGCUAGAUAAUAUCACAUUAAAUCAGCAAGUGGUCCCACACAAUAAUAAAUACGUGAAUUCACUGCAUUUGUUUUUGAAUAUGACAUAGCAUCAGGUUGAUAUAUGCAAAAUCAAAUGGGGUUGAUAAAAUAAUUUGUUCUGUUAAACUUAAUUUGGAACCAAUGGACCAAGGUUCAUGCCCUGGGCAUUUUGCUUGGAUCAAGCAUUUUCCUUUGCAGAUGACACUGGCAAGUUCUCUGUAGCAAAUAGUCAAUUGUUAAUACUGGGGCCUAGGGACCAGGCAAAGUACCAACAAAACUUAAUUGUGCACAGCUGAAAACUGUGGUCAGUCAAUUUUUUUGAUAAUUUUUAAAAAUACAUUCAUUCUGUUAGAUAUGUAUGUGGAAGACAAUAUGUAAUGAGAAAAAACUUGUAGAAGAAGCUUCCUACUUGUACAAGAACAAUGUUAUGUCAUCAUCAAAUUGUAUUCAUUGGCUCUUUUACCCAGCCAUAUUCCCACUGUCACUAAUCUGCUGCUAAAUUUAACGGCCUAAGGUUAAGCAAAUUACUUUUAAUUUGAGUCCUGUCCAAAAUGCAACUUGUUUUUUUAAUUAAGAAAGAUGUAAAAUAUGACAAAAGAAUAUGUUUGUACGUAAGGUCAGAGGUUAGGAUUUGUGUACAAAUAUAGCACUGUAGAUAAUAUGUUGCACUUGAAUUCUCUGCUGUGUGGAGAAGACAGUGAUAAAAAAUAAGUUUACUGUAUGCAGGAGAUGAUACAAUACAAAUGACACUUGUUGCUUAUUUACCUGCAUUCUAUAACCUGUUAUACAUUAAAUGUUUAUAAAUAUACGCUGGUUUUACAAAAA
Molecule: messenger RNA, 3504 nt
Organism: Pristis pectinata (smalltooth sawfish)
Lineage: Eukaryota; Metazoa; Chordata; Chondrichthyes; Rhinopristiformes; Pristidae
Gene: hey2
Product: hes-related family bHLH transcription factor with YRPW motif 2
Exons: 6
Coding region: 143-988 (281 amino acids)
Biological process (GO): anterior/posterior pattern specification; circulatory system development; regulation of neurogenesis
Cellular component (GO): nucleus
Molecular function (GO): RNA polymerase II cis-regulatory region sequence-specific DNA binding; protein dimerization activity; DNA-binding transcription factor activity, RNA polymerase II-specific
Source: RefSeq, a predicted model, not a curated record